AUGCCACAGUCGGAGCGCCAGUACGAGGUCGUUGUCUUCGGUGCCACCGGAUACACAGGAAAGUACGCGGCAGAGCACCUCACCACCAAUGCUCCCACCGACUUGAAAUGGGCCAUUGCUGGACGGUCUCAGCAGAAGCUGGAAAAGUUGGCCGGCGAGCUGCAUGCUUUGAAUCAAGAUCGCCAACAACCAGGAAUCGAGAUAGUAUCAUUGACCAAGGAUGACCUCGUGAAGCUCGUGAAGAAGACGAAAGUGCUCAUCAGUACAAAUAUAGGACCCUACCACCGCUACGGUACUCUUCCUUUCGAAGCUUGCGCAGAGAAUGGCACACAUUAUCUCGACUGCACCGGAGAAGUGCCAUGGGUCUACGACAUGGUGCAGAAGUAUGAGUCGACAGCAAAGCAAACUGGGGCCAUUAUGAUACCGCAAAACGGAGUAGAGAGCGCGCCCACUGACCUCAUGUGUUGGAUGCUCGCGACUCAUAUCCGCCGCGCGCUCUCGGUCGGAACUGCAGAGGUGGUUGAUAUCAUGUACGAUAUCAAGGGUAUCCCAUCGGGCGGAACUCUGGACACGCUCUUGACCUUGUUCGAGUCUUACAACCUUCGCCAGGUCGCAAAGAGCAUGUCGCCCUUCUCUUUAUGCAGCAUAUCCCCACCUCAGCAGAAGCGCCGAAAGCCUCUGUUGGAGAUCUUGACGGGUAUACGGAAUGACAGCGAUCUUGGCCUGCUCACGAGUUCGCUCCAGGGACCGACGGAUGCGCCAAUUGUGAAUCGGACGUGGAGUCUUCUUGACGGCGGCCGAUUCUAUGGCAAGAACUUCCAGCUCAGUCCAUAUAUGCGGGCUAAGGGUACGCUUCAUGCGUUGAUCGUCCACUUUGCUCUGACUUUCGGGGCACUUGCACUUAUCCUGCCACCAGUCCGUUGGAUCAUCAAGAGAUUUGUCUAUCAGCCGGGCGAAGGACCAACCCGAGAACAAGCUAAACGAGAAUACUGCGAAUGGCGCGCGAUUGCCAACGCAGACGUCACGGACCCUAACGAUCCAAAGAGAGCAUUUGGCCAGAUGAGAUGGGAAGGUAGUAUGUACCACUUGACGGCUGUUUUCCUGUGCGAGGCGGCAGUGACGAUAGCCCGCGACGAGACGGUAAUGCAUGGUCUUAAAGCGGGCGGAAUCCUCACCCCCGGGGCGCUUGCCAAUAGCUCGUCGUAUCUCGAGAGGCUGCAGAAGGCGGGCCUCCAAACAGAAGUCAAGUUUCUGCCGCAAUGA
This is a messenger RNA of Zasmidium cellare ATCC 36951, 1263 nucleotides long. RefSeq lists its product as uncharacterized. Lineage: Eukaryota; Fungi; Ascomycota; Dothideomycetes; Mycosphaerellales; Mycosphaerellaceae. The transcript is spliced from 4 exons. The coding region runs from base 1 to 1263 and encodes 420 amino acids. Gene Ontology annotation, biological process: glycolipid biosynthetic process. Gene Ontology annotation, cellular component: mitochondrion; plasma membrane; lipid droplet. The record is from RefSeq and is a predicted model, not a curated record.